GUGAUUGAUAUUUCCCGUUUUAAAGUUCUUCACUGCCUGGGGAAAAGGCAGACAGCACGAAGAGCAUGAUUGUCCUCCUAAGCCAUCGCCUUCAAUAAGUCGCAGCCUCCGGUCUCCGGCAGCAAUAAUCCAAGUAAGCUUCAUUCUGUGAAACUUCUGUUCUGUAAUUUUACUCAUCCGGCGAAGCCACGACGUACGGCAUGGCAAAAUUAGCACCUGAACAAGAAGGAGAGAGUGAUAGGAUUAGCAGCUUGCCAGACCCUCUGCUUCACCGCAUCCUCUCUUUUCUUCCCAUAAAAGAAGCCAUAGCCAAGAGCUUGAUCUUGUCCAAGAGGUGGACUCCGCUAGGGCUAGCAAUGCCCGCUCUCGAUAUUCAUGACACUGGCUUUGCUACUCUUAAUUCUUUGAUUCAAUUUGUAGAUGCAGUCCUGUUCUUGUCACAUCCCAAACCCAUAAACAUGUUUCGUCUCAAGUGUCAGAGGUUCCAAGUGCCUCCUGUCAGGAUUAAUCUGUGGAUUAACUUUCUGAUGAAACGUAGAGUUGAGCAUCUUGAGCUAUGUUUUGCAGAUUUAAAUUCUUAUAGUCACGUUGAUGUGCCUGCUUGCAUUUUCCACAGCAGUACCAUUAAGGUUUUAAAGUUGGCUAAGGUUAAGCUGAAUGUUCGAUCUGUUUAUUUGCCUUCACUCAAAGUAUUGCAUCUGGUGGAAGUUCAAUUAUCAAAUGCUGAAUCUGUGGCUAAUAUCCUUAAUGGAUGUGCUCUUCUUGAAGACCUGGUAUUAAAAUCUUGCUCUGGUCCUUCUAAAGAUUUCAAGUACCCCAGGAUUGGAAGGUUUGAACAUUUGGUGUCGGCAGAGGUUCAACUAUCUUGGGUUCCGUUGGCAGCUUUUAAUAAUGUUAGGCUUCUUCGGAUUGAGGACGAGCAGUUCUGCAGGAGACUAUCUUUGUCAUGUCUUCGGACGACAUUUUAUAAUUUAACUCACCUGGAAUUCUCAUGUCUGACGAGUGAUGUAGACAUUCUCGUGACAUUCCUUCGAAAAUUCCCAAAACUUGAAAUUCUUGCUAUUCACAAGCUGGAUCCUAUUUUGGAGCGAAGUUCGGUGAAGUCAAUGCUUGAUGUUCCUCAAUGUCUUUCAACACAUCUUAAAAAAUUUUGUUUGGGUGAAUAUAGAGGGUCGGAAUGUGAGUUUGAACUUGCAACAUUUAUUAUGAAGAACGCAAGUGUUUUGAGAAACAUUUCCAUUUGCAGCUCUGCAAAUGAAAACGCAGAUGCGAGACUCCAAAUGCUCAUAAGAUUAUCAUCAUGUCCUAGAGGUUCAUUGAAUUGCAGGCUGCUGUUCAAGUAAAUUUUUGAAUUGUAAAAUGCUUUUGUUUGUCAUGUUUCUUUAUUUCUUUUUAUUUUGGCUGAUUUCCCUCUUGGCUAUAUCUUGGACAACAUUUUACGCUGGACACUUAAUGGAACUCGUUUUAGUUGUGUUUUUGUUAGAUGUGAGAAGAUAAUAUUUAUAUA
Prosopis cineraria is the source of this 1507-nucleotide messenger RNA. Its product is annotated as F-box/FBD/LRR-repeat protein At5g56420-like. The coding region runs from base 201 to 1343 and encodes 380 amino acids. The record is from RefSeq and is a predicted model, not a curated record. NCBI's taxonomy places the organism in Eukaryota, Viridiplantae, Streptophyta, Magnoliopsida, Fabales, Fabaceae. Gene Ontology annotation, molecular function: protein binding. The transcript is spliced from 3 exons.